AUGGCCGAUUUAAUCGCAUUUCAGACCUAUCACUUACGUCACAGCUUCCUCUCACCCUCCAACAUGAUCCCCCGUUCAAGUAACCACAAGCGAUCUCUCUCGUCUGGUCAUAGAUCGCCCUCUCCUGAUAGAACAGUCACGAAAACGAAGUCUACCAAUGACCUCCUAUCGGUCACGACUCAGAAACCAACACUUGCCUCCCGUUCCAACAGUGCAGGUGAUUUCCCUGAUGGUGGUUUCAGUACACUGAAAGAUCCAAGACUGGCCAAUGAUUCGGAGACUCCCGAAUCGUGCAUAACGCCAUCUCAUCAUCCGGAUUUGAGUAGCGAAGUGGCUGCGUUGAGUGUUAAAUUGAUUCAGGCGAUCAACAAUCAGACUACUCUGGAUGACAGCCUAGUCGCCACCCGCCAGGAGCUGGAACAAGCGCAGAACCGACUCAAAUCCCUCGAAUCGGAAAACGAAAGGUACCGGCAGGAUAUUGAACAACAGAUCCUCAUCAAGAAGGUUGAUGCGGACCUUGAAAUUUCAGGGUUGCAGGCCGCUCUGGCAGAAGAGAAGACUCAGCGCGCCGUCGUUGAAAAAGGCAAAAAGACCAUUGAACAAGAAUUGGAAACUCUGACCGCGGCGCUUUUUGAAGAAGCGAACAAGAUGGUCGCCGCUGCUAAGCUGGAACGCGAGGCAGUUGAGAAGAAGAAUGAGCAAUUACGUGCCCAAGUGAAAGACACGGAGUUGCUCCUUGCGUCGCAUCAAGAGCAACUGGCCGAGUUGAAGUCGGUCAUGCAAGGAAUGAACCUAGCUAAGGAUGAUGUCGAUACUCACGCUAUCAACUCCACGGCACCAUCCUCCCCAACCGGGCCCCAGAAAGGACCGGGAAAUACCACGAAGGACUUCGAGUCUACGGAUACUUUCGAACCAUCACCCCAUCUUGAAGAAGUCGUGCCGGGCCCAUCCACCAGUUUCCCACAUUUGAUCAAGUCGGUGUGCCGGACGGAUAUCCAAGCUUUCGAAGACUUUCGGGAGCUGUUCAUUCUGUCGAAAGCCUCGAAGCCCCCAAGCAGGGCAGCGAGUGGCUCCUACGCCGGCCUCAAUGUCAUGAGCUUGGCCAAUUUUGGCGGGGCCGGAUUUGGCUCAGCAUCCUCUUCCCCAGCCAAGUCGACUCACUCGCCCCACGGAAGCAUGUCCUCUCCGCAGCCUUCCACCUCUCACAUUCCACUCAAAGAGACUCGCUUUUACAAACGCGUCCUCAUGGAAGAUAUUGAACCAACACUCAGGUUGGACGCAGCACCGGGGAUCUCUUGGCUAACGCGACGCACGGUUUUGAGCAGCAUCUGCGAAGGAAGCCUCGUGGUUGAACCGAUGCCAGCCGCAGCGAAAAAAUUCGACUUUCCCUGUUCCCUUUGCGGCGAUCGUAGGCCUGGUACGGACAACGAGAGAACUCAUCGCUUCAGAACAUCGGAUAACGAGACUGCGCAACGGUAUCCCCUGUGCGUCUUGUGUCUUGAGAGAGUGCGCUCCUCUUGUGAAUUUACCGGCUAUUUGCGCCUCAUCCUUGAUGGGCAUAUUCGUGGCGGUGAUAUUGAGGAAGAAAAAGACGCGUGGGAAGAAACAAUUCGCUUGAGGGAGCGGAUGUUUUGGUCUCGAAUUGGUGGUGGCGUUAUCCCUGCCAUUCCUCAUGCGAAUGAGCUCGAAUACAGCGGUCCUGCGUCCAUGGAGCACAUUAACCAAAGCACGCCAUUCAAUGAUGAGGAGAGCCACUAUCCGUCACCUUUCGAGGCGCGGGACUUUCACGAUUAUGAAGUUUCGGAUUCCGAUUACGACAAUAACUCUGUGAGCGGAUAUACUUCCAAAUCUGGUGCCGGCCCAAUGUUCUACGAUAGCACCGAAUCCCAUGCUUCGGAGCAAGCCAAAGACGACUUCUCUAGGGAGAAUGUGAGCCAGGUGACUAUCUCUGCGGCCAAUGGUGACUCGAAUCCCGUCACUCAUGUUGAAGAUACGCACAUGCACGAGACCACGUUAAACGGCAGUGAACAGGAACGAAAACCAUGA
Messenger RNA from Aspergillus clavatus NRRL 1, 2046 nucleotides. RefSeq names its product guanine nucleotide exchange factor SEC2. Gene Ontology annotation, cellular component: Golgi to plasma membrane transport vesicle; cell tip. The coding region runs from base 1 to 2046 and encodes 681 amino acids. The record is from RefSeq and is a predicted model, not a curated record. Gene Ontology annotation, molecular function: guanyl-nucleotide exchange factor activity. Lineage: Eukaryota; Fungi; Ascomycota; Eurotiomycetes; Eurotiales; Aspergillaceae. The transcript has 3 exons. Gene Ontology annotation, biological process: exocytosis.